CUGUGCACUUGACCAAAUAUAAACUACAUUUCUUGGCCGAGGUACAGAUUUCCUUGGGGAGGAGUCUGACACAGAGAGUUCAACGUAGGACGGACUGAAGGACAAACAAGCAGAACUAUCGUGAUUACUAACCUUUGACUGCAGGAAAAGAUGUCUUCCGCCACCUUGGCUGCUGGUCGGGUGCUUGCUGCUGCGUCACAUGCAAGCCACGAGGGAUCAACCAAAACCUGGAAGAUUCUGACCUUCGUCCUAGCCCUCCCAGGUGUUGGCGUCUGUAUUGCCAACGCCUACAUGAAAGCGCAAGCCCAUUCGCACGAGCAGCCUGACUUUGUGCCAUACACUCACCUACGCAUCCGCACCAAGAAAUUCCCCUGGGGUGAUGGGAACCACUCACUGUUCCACAACGGUCACGUCAAUGCUCUCCCCGACGGCUUCGAGCACUCUGGACACUGAGACGAGCAUUCAGUCCUCACAAAUACGUCCUGCUCGUUUCAGACGCCACUCUCCGGUGCACCUGCUUUACUAACAAUCUCUGGA
Messenger RNA from Cololabis saira (Pacific saury), 537 nucleotides. RefSeq names its product cytochrome c oxidase subunit 6A, mitochondrial. Bases 151 to 453 code for a protein of 100 amino acids. Gene Ontology annotation, cellular component: mitochondrial inner membrane. The record is from RefSeq and is a predicted model, not a curated record. The transcript is spliced from 4 exons. Gene Ontology annotation, molecular function: enzyme regulator activity. Gene Ontology annotation, biological process: mitochondrial electron transport, cytochrome c to oxygen. Lineage: Eukaryota; Metazoa; Chordata; Actinopteri; Beloniformes; Belonidae.